AUGGCUGCAGAAAACCACUCCGCAGUGACAGAGUUCAUUCUUGGAGGUUUAACAAAUCGACCAGAGCUCCAGCUCCCCCUCUUCUUCCUCUUCCUUGGGAUCUACUCUGUCACCAUGGUAGGGAACCUGGGCGUGAUAACACUAAUUUGUCUGAACGCUCAUCUUCACACCCCCAUGUACUAUUUCCUCAGUAGUCUGUCCUUCGUGGAUCUCUGCUACUCCUCUGUCAUCACCCCUAAGAUGCUGGCGAACUUUGUGUCAGAGAAGAACAUCAUCUCCUAUGCAGGGUGCAUGUCACAGCUCUACUUCUUCCUGGUGUUUGUCAUUGCUGAGUGUUACAUGCUGACAGUGAUGGCCUAUGACCGCUAUGUUGCCAUCUGCAGACCUUUGCUUUACAACAUCAUCAUGUCUCAAGGAGUCUGCUCCCUGCUGGUGGCUGGGGUCUAUGCCAUAGGAUUCAUUGGGGCUGUGGCCCACACAGGAAGCAUAGCAAGUCUGAUCUUCUGUGCUGACAACCUCAUCAAUCAUUUCAUGUGUGACAUUCCUCCUCUCCUUGAGCUAGCUUGCAACAGGUUUUAUGUGCACGAACUGGUGGUGUUCAUAGUUGUGACCACUGUUAUGGGAAUUGUCACUGUCACCAUCUCCAUCUCUUAUGCUCUAAUCCUCUCCAGCAUCCUCCGCAUUCACUCCACUGAGGGCAGGUCCAAAGCUUUCAGUACAUGCAGCUCCCACAUAAUUGUGGUUUUCCUUUUCUUUGGUUCUGGGGCUUUUGUGUAUCUCAGACCACCUUCUGUUUUGCCCCUUGACCAAGGGAAAGUGUCCUCCCUGUUCUACACCGUUGUGGUGCCCAUGUUAAACCCACUGAUUUACAGUUUGAGGAACAAGGAUGUCAAAGCUGCCCUGAGGAAAACCUUGGGGAAAAUUAACUUCUUGAGAAAGGAGUAA
Rangifer tarandus platyrhynchus (Svalbard reindeer) is the source of this 945-nucleotide messenger RNA. The record is from the annotation of a GenBank genome assembly. Lineage: Eukaryota; Metazoa; Chordata; Mammalia; Artiodactyla; Cervidae.